This is a messenger RNA of Cladophialophora carrionii CBS 160.54, 771 nucleotides long. RefSeq lists its product as uncharacterized. Gene Ontology annotation, biological process: peptidyl-lysine dimethylation. Gene Ontology annotation, molecular function: protein-lysine N-methyltransferase activity. The transcript is spliced from 2 exons. Lineage: Eukaryota; Fungi; Ascomycota; Eurotiomycetes; Chaetothyriales; Herpotrichiellaceae. Bases 1 to 771 code for a protein of 256 amino acids. The record is from RefSeq and is a predicted model, not a curated record.
AUGGCUCACAGUGACGACGAUGAAGCUUCGGCAUCUCUCGACAUUUUCCAGGAGCCCGCAAGCUUUUUCCAGCCUGAGAAGCCACCAACAUUCGUCAACUAUACCCUUCAGGAUGGCGAUGAGCUCAGGCUCAGGCUCGUAGGGCACAGUCCUCUUUGGGGGCAUCUUCUCUGGAACGCGGGCCAAGUUGUUGCCAAGUAUCUCGAGGACCAUGUCCACCAGCUUGUGCAGAACAAAACUGUUCUAGAGCUAGGGGCUGGUUCGGGUCUUCCCAGCCUGGUUGCUGCUAUCUUGGGUGCUCGAAAGGUAGUGGUGACAGACUACCCGGACCAGGAUCUCAUAGAGAAUCUCCGUUAUAAUAUUGAGCAUUGUUCGACACUGAGUAACAAGUCCACCAUUGUAGCAGAAGGCUACCUGUGGGGAAGCGCGCCGCACUCCUUGAAGUCUCACAUUCAUCCCAGCUCAGAAGGCUUCGACCUCCUUAUUCUUGCCGACAUUCUGUUCAACCACUCAGAGCAUACGAAACUGCUCCGAACAGUACGUGAGUGCUUGAAAAGAUCUUCCGAGUCGGUUGCUUUGGUCUUUUUCACCCCGUACCGACCAUGGCUGCUGGAUAAAGACCUCAAUUUCUUUGAGCUGGCGCGUGCCGAUGGGUUUGUGGUCAAGAAGCUUUCAGAACAGAUUAUGGACAAGGUCAUGUUUGAGAACGACCCGGGAGAUGAGCUUCUCCGCAAGACUGUCUUUGGCUACCAAGUGGGAUGGCAACUGUGA